Messenger RNA from Wallemia ichthyophaga EXF-994, 1503 nucleotides. RefSeq names its product Aldehyde dehydrogenase. Bases 1 to 1503 code for a protein of 500 amino acids. The transcript has 3 exons. Gene Ontology annotation, molecular function: aldehyde dehydrogenase (NAD+) activity. Lineage: Eukaryota; Fungi; Basidiomycota; Wallemiomycetes; Wallemiales; Wallemiaceae. The record is from RefSeq and is a predicted model, not a curated record.
AUGAGCACCACAUUCCAAUACGAUUUCGCAGCAAACCACAAGAAUUCAGAUUUCCAAGGCAAGGUCAACUUCCCCACCGGAGUCUUCAUCAACAACGAAUUCUCCGCCGGAUCCACCGGCAAGUCGAUUGACAUUGUCAACCCAUCAACUUCCAAGGUCAUCACACAGAUCAGCGAGGGCACCGCCGACGACGUCGACAGAGCUGUGCGUGCUGCCCGCGAUGCACACGACAACCGUUGGGGCACCACGGUUCACGGUUCCGAGCGUGGUCGCCUUCUUAUCCGCCUUGCCGAUCUGAUGGAGGAGCACGCAGACGAGUUGGCUGCUCUUGAGUGUCUUGACAACGGCAAACCUUUCAAGUUCGCAAGAAGUUUCGAUAUCCCAGAGGCUGCUGCCAACUUUAGAUACUUUGGUGGCUGGGCAGACAAGGUCCAAGGCCACACCAUGGAAGUCGGCGACGACAAGUUGGCCUACACGAGAUAUGAGGCUAUGGGUGUCUGUGGAUCUGUGAUUCCUUGGAACUUCCCAUUGCUUAUGGCUUCCUGGAAGCUGGCCCCUGCUAUCGCCACUGGCAACGCUGUCGUCAUCAAGCCAUCUGAGAUCACUCCCCUCACAGCUCUUCGUUUGGCUUCUCUUAUCAAGGAGGCAGGCUUCCCAGCAGGUGUCGUAAACAUUGUCGUUGGUUAUGGCCAGACUGUCGGCUCUGCCAUCAUCGAUCACCCAAACAUCGACAAGGUCGCUUUCACUGGCUCAACUGCAGUCGGUAAACUCGUCAUGAAGGCUGCUGCAAACAACGUCAAGAAUGUCACCCUCGAAUUAGGUGGAAAGUCUCCAUCUGUCGUGUUUGAAGAUGCUAAUCUCGCAAACGCUGUCCAGCAGACAGCAUUUGGUAUUUGGUUCAACUCUGCUCAAUGUUGCUGCGCAGGAUCACGUAUCCUUGUCGAGGAGUCAAUCUACGAUGAGUUUGUUAAGGGUUUCAAAGAUUUCACAAACACAUUGAAGAUCGGUGAUCCAUUCGACAAUGAGACAUUCUUCGGUCCAGUUGUCUCACAGGCCCAACAAAGCCGUGUUAAUGGCUUUAUCGAAAGCGGCAAGAAGGAUGCCAAGGUGAUUGAAUGCGGUGGUGAACCAUCCAACCUUGGUGGAUACUUUGUCAAACCAAACAUCUUCCUUGAUGCUCCUGCCGACUGUGAAAUUCAACGUCAAGAGAUUUUCGGUCCAGCAGUGACUAUUUCAAAGUUCUCAAAGAAUGAUGACGUUGUCAAGCUCGCAAACGACACAGACUAUGGUCUCGCAGCAUCAGUAUUCACUGACAACUUCAGCAAAGCUCACAAGACUGCUCACGCUAUAAAAGCAGGUACAGUAUGGAUCAACCAACACAACGUAUUAACCAAGAAUGUUCCAUUCGGUGGUUACAAGCAAUCAGGAUUGGGUCGUGAGAUGGGAUCUGAGGUGUUGAAGAACUAUGUCCAAAGCAAGUCUGUCUUUGCUCAAUUCACGUAA